Homarus americanus (American lobster) is the source of this 1384-nucleotide messenger RNA. Its product is annotated as histone-lysine N-methyltransferase, H3 lysine-79 specific-like. Bases 190 to 843 code for a protein of 217 amino acids. Lineage: Eukaryota; Metazoa; Arthropoda; Malacostraca; Decapoda; Nephropidae. The transcript has 5 exons. The record is from RefSeq and is a predicted model, not a curated record.
UUUACCCAUGAAUCACCUGUAGUGGGCAGGGUAUGAAGGAUAAUGGAAAUUGUGGGGUAAAACACAGUAAAAAAACAAUCGACCCGUUCGGUCCGAGAGUACACUCGCAUUCACAAGAAACGUAUAAUUACACCAUGCCAUUUCGAGAAUUUGCGAAGCCCUCCGUCUUGGAAUUUAGGAUCGGCCAUCAUGCGUAAGAAAACAAUGCGUAAGAAGAAAAAAUUCACCGAACUGUCACGCCUUACAAGAUACGCAAGAAUAAGGAAACGACAACGGAAAGAGAGUAGAGAAAAGGAGUUACUAGAAAUAUAUAAGAGAAUGAAAGAAUUACAAAAAGGGGAAAGAGAUAAGGAGAGUGACAAUCAGUUAACUGCUGUGAGGGACUAUAAACAGAUGAUGACCACAAGUAAACCUAGACAAAAUAUGACAUUAAGAAGAGAAAGAGUUGGAAAUGAAGAGCAAAAACUACGUCUCACUAAGAUCGAGAAUGAGAUACCCGAGUAUGAUGUGCAGCACUUCAGAGAACAGGUAGAAGAUGAAGGAUGUUCAGAUGUUGAAGUAGACCCACUGGCAGAUGAAGACCCACUGGCAGAUGAAGACCAGCCUCCAGAGAACUUGAUAUCUGUUGUUAAAGUAAAAGAUGAGCCACAGAAUGUCACAAUCUCCAUUGGUACCAGUAAUGGGACAUUAUGUUGUCAAGAGAAGUACCUCUCCUCCAGUGAAAAUAACAGCUGCUCAACAUAUAUGUGUCAUCAAGCACUACAACAUUCAGAAGCACUUCAGUGUGCUCAAGGAGAAGAUGUAACUAUUAAAGAAGAGAUAGAAGAAGAACAGUAUGGCUAAAAUAAGCUACAGGAACUGAAGAACCUCAGAAGGAAACUGUACAUCACCUCUGUGUACUUGUGUGUUGGCUUAUGUUUUUAGCAGUCAGCAGAUCAUGAAGACAAGAACAUUCUUAGCCAGUGUUUAUUUAUUUUGUUUUAUCAUCAUUAUUAUUUCACUACAGUAGCAAAAUAAUAAUGCUGUAUCAGCUAACUUGCUGAUCGGGCAGUUGGUCUGUUCUUUGUUAUGAUCUCUUUUGCCCAGUGUUAGUACUAACCAUUCUAAGUACAGGUAUACCACCAAAACCAACGAUCACAUACUGUUUAGGGGAAAUAACCAGCAAUUUUCGUUGCUACCCCGGAGAUCCGAUGAUCGGAAGAAUCUUGAAUGAGACUGUACCAGGUGCAGACUCUUACACUUGGCGACAUUGAAUCUUUACAGCCAUUUCUUCGAUCAUUCUUGAAGCUCACAGAGAUCAUCUUGCAGCUCUUCACAGUCUGUCUGGUUCUUAUUUUCCCUAAAUAACUUGGCAUCAUCCACAAGCAUCUGUAUGGAGGAGUGU